AUGCUGGGCUUCCUGAGCCAGCUGCGGGACUUCCUGCUGGUCUACAACCGGAUGACCGAGCUCUGCUUCCGUCACUGCGUCUCCAACCUCAACUACCGGCUGCUCACCGGGAGCGAGGAGAGGUGCCUGGACAGCUGUGCCGGGAAGCUGGUCCAUGCCAACCACCGCCUGAUGCGUGCCUACGUGGCGCUGAUGCCCUCCAUCAUGCAGCGCCGUGUCGCCAACUACGAGGCCAGUGCAGCUCUGGCAUCGCAGGGACCGGCCCCGGAGGGUGUCGAGAGCCUGCCAGCAGUGGCCGAGUCUGUUCUGCGCCUCGCGGAGCUGGAGCUGGAGAGGGGCACCAAAGCAGAAAUCACAAUGCCUGCCCUUCCAGACAGGAGAGUUCCCGCCUGA
Molecule: messenger RNA, 393 nt
Organism: Charadrius vociferus (killdeer)
Lineage: Eukaryota; Metazoa; Chordata; Aves; Charadriiformes; Charadriidae
Gene: TIMM10B
Product: translocase of inner mitochondrial membrane 10 homolog B (yeast)
Exons: 4
Coding region: 1-393 (130 amino acids)
Cellular component (GO): mitochondrial intermembrane space chaperone complex
Source: RefSeq, a predicted model, not a curated record